Messenger RNA from Alosa sapidissima (American shad), 3980 nucleotides. RefSeq names its product orofacial cleft 1 candidate 1 (gene ofcc1). NCBI's taxonomy places the organism in Eukaryota, Metazoa, Chordata, Actinopteri, Clupeiformes, Clupeidae. The transcript is spliced from 23 exons. The record is from RefSeq and is a predicted model, not a curated record. Gene Ontology annotation, cellular component: perinuclear region of cytoplasm. The coding region runs from base 332 to 3577 and encodes 1081 amino acids.
AUCUCUCUCUCCCCAGCAGUUGCCAACGCUUCGCGUGCGUGCGCAAUGGACCCACAGUAGCCUACUUUCUCUCCUCCUGGUUGAAUAUCAAACCCUGUUAAUUUUCGAAAGUCGAAUAGCAGCCUAGUGCUCAAUUUAAGUAUUUAACGGCACACGAACAACUUCUUAGAAUAAAAAUGUUAUUCCUUUACCUUAUAAGGAAUAAGUUAUCACCUUCAUCCUCAAGUCUGGUGACAUGGACAACCAUAGCCUAACAUUAGCCACAUAGGCAGUCGCAGGAGACCAGGCCCACACUUUACCAGACACACAGCAACAGCUUGGACCUAAAGAGAUGGACACAUUUGGCAGUAAGUUGGAGCAGAAGGCUCAGAAGCAACCUAAGCAGAAGAAAUCCAACUCGGCUGAAUUUCUGAUGGGGGAAGAGGAGGAGAGAAAAACUUUGGAGGGCAUCGAAAACCCUGCCUUCUGUGGCGACGGCAUGGGUGCUGAGGGUGGUGGUAGCCGUGGCGACAGCGGAGGUGGUGGUGGUGGUGCCGGCGUUGGCGGCUCGCAGGAUCCUUCGUGGGCCGUUCGGCCGACAGUGUGGAGAGAGAUGCGAGGUGACAGGCAGGAUAGCACCCUUGCAGCUCAGCAACAACAAACGAAGCUGCAAGGGCCUGCCAAUGCAAGAGGAAAUGAACGUGCCCGAAAUUACUUUGACCCGCAGUCGUCGGCAGAAGCCAACCCAAGGCGGUUCGGGACAGCAGAGGCCAGUGCGGAAGAUGAGCUGGAAUUAAAGUUCCUAAAUGAGGAUGAGAAGACGCUUUAUCACAAACUAUCCCAGAUGCUUAGUGAGGAUGACGCUUCAACCAUCAUAGAUUUGCCAGGUACAGUGCUGCCCAGCGGAGGCGAGGAGGCCCAGGAGACGCGUGCGGUGGCGGUGGCUGGGGCCUGCGGCUCUGUCCCGGCUGCGAGCAGAUGGAGGGAUGGCCUGAGGCGGGAGGCGGAGGAGGGGAGGGAGGAGGUGAUCCCUCGCUACGUGGAGCAGCUGAGGGAGCGCGUGCAGGAUGACAUGAUCCCGCUUGGCUGUCUUUCUCUGCAGCAGGAGGCGAACACAGGGAAAGGAGGGAUGUCACCGGAGAGGGAGUGGGCGAGGAAGCGAGGACUAAUGGCCUUCUUAAGGGAGAAUGCAAAGGUACUGAACUGUGUCCAAAAAAAGGGAAGAUUACUCGAGGAGUCAGACUGCCAGGGACAAAAUCACCAAGAGGAGACAAUACUACAGGACAAGCUUUAUGCAUCAUUUCAACGAGCGGAGGGACGCUUGCUGAAGGCACUACGUGAGCAAAGAGGGGAAGUCAUCACCAAAUAUGGACAGCUCACUGCUGCCACAGCGAUGGAUGAGCUGCCACAUUCCUCACCUAUGGAGCCAGCCCUUCACUGGCAGGUGGAGUGGGCCCACACUCCUCAGCCCAUUGAGGUGCGUCUGCAUGGCCUGCGCGCGGUGCGGGACAAGCUGCCCAGGGGCCAGUACGCGGUGAGCGUGGCCUUCCACAGCCAGCUGGGCGGCCCUGCCCUGUGCUGGUCCCGCCUGAAGGAGAGCCAGUGGGCCAGCACCACCACCACGGAGCCCGUCGAGCACCGGGGCCGCUUCUACGACACGGAGCUGAACAUUAACCAGAGCAUCUACGCCGUGCUCCCGGCGCCCUGUGAUGUGCUGCCCUGCUCCGUCCUCCUCUUCCGGCUGCUGUCCCUGCCGGGCGAGUGCAGCCAUGUAAGCGCCGUCGUCAGCUGGGCCGCCUUCCCUGUCUGCGACGCCUCCCUCCGCAUUGUCCAGGGCAAGUUCAAGAGCCCCUUCCUCCGUGGACGUCCUGACCCCAACAUUGACCAAUUCCGCAAGAUCGAAAGCCUCGUGUCCACUGACGUGGACAACUGGCUGUGCAAUCUGUAUUUCCAGGUGAAGAAGCUCCCUCGAGGCAGCCAUGGGGUUCCGGAGCGCAGCGUGGCCCUGCACAUCCCUCCCCAGACCCAGCCAUGCUCCAGCGAGAGGCCGGCCCCCUCCUCCUGCUCCUCCACAUCUGAGCCAGGCAAGAAUUCCUCUGGAAUGCUCCCAAUCCCUGGGCGUUCGGAAGAGAAAAGUGAUCCCUUCACAGCCAAAGCCAAGCCUGGAACGCAGCACAAGGGCAUGAAACAGAAGAAGCCAAUCAACAAGAUAAAUAGCUGGAGCACCAGUUGGAGAGGGAGCCCGGUACCUCCUCCUCCUCCUCCUCCUCCUCAGCUCCAGCCUCCCGCUCUGCAGCCACGCAAACAGGAGGCGCACUGGAGACUCGUCACCGAGGAGCUAGAGGAGUACACGUUCUCCCUGCAACCACAGCACCCCAGCGGUGUCGGCGGUGUUGGCGGUGGCUUGGCGGCAGAGCGCGGCCGUCUGGCCCUGCGUCUGCUACCGUGUGAGCUGGGCCUGACGCCGCGGAGACACUGCUGUGCCCGGCUGCUGCAGCUCGGCCUCAUUAUCCCGCUGGUGGCUUUGAUGUGGUUCAUACGGCUCUACCUGCAUUACUGCAGCCAGUGGCUCUUCCUGCAGGCCAUUGCAGUUCCUGUCAACAAAUUCCAAUUCCACGCUCACACAGUGGAGCUGGUCUACCAGAAUUCCUUGCUUCAUACCCGCGAGGAGCUGGCCAUGGUAGUGCUUGGCCCUCUGACCUUGAACGCGGUUACGUUGCUUCUGCUGCUGAUCAGAUGGGCCUGUCAGCUGCUGUUUGCCUCACUGCCAUCCUUCUUGUCAAAGUUUAUCAUGGCGCUGGCUGUGUGGACACUGCUCGACCCUCUGGCGGUCUUUGUAGUGGACGCCAUCCUGGGGCGUUUGGCCUACAGUGCCGAUCACCCAGUGGGCGAUGCUGCCAAGCUCUACUGGCACCUCCUCAAGACGGAGCAGUCAGGGGCAGCGGGCAUCAUCGUCACCCUCUUCCUCUACGCCGUCCACUUCCUGCUCUCCCUCACCAUCCUCUACAUAUACUUCAUCAGGCUCCACAAUGAUGGCCGUGUCUUGGACGUAUACCAACGCCUCCACAGUCCUGAAGGGUCUUUCUUCGUCCCUCAAGAUCUGGAAGUGUCCAAUCAGGAACUGAACUACAUCAUCAAGAAAGCUGAGCAGUGGAGGGGAUUCAAUGGGGAAAGGCGCAAGGUGGCAGUGUACGACUACAUCUGGACGGAGGAGGAGCCUGGAGCGAUGAGGGGUGGGCCGGACCCCCCCGGGGCUACUACGCCUGCGGGGGAAGGCGGCGGCGGAGAGCGCAGCACCCACGUGUCCAUCUACACGCUGCACCUGAGCGGCCUCAGACAGCGCUACAGGCACUUCCUUAGGCAGCCCGAAGGGGCCAUCGUGGAGGUGAUAGGUGACAUUGAUGGUGUUCCACAUAUGGACGAUGAGGCGUCUCAGCCAGGACAUAGGAUGGACAAGGAGGAAGAGGAGGAACAUGGAGCCAGCUCCUCACAACAGCUCAGAGAGAGGAAGAGGAAGAAGCCCUUUUUCCGUUCUCACCGAGUUGAGCCUGUGGGCGGAAGCAUGUGCGACUCCACACUGCAAGACCUCCCUCACUGAUGCUCUAUUGGGUUCUCUGUGUACAGUACAGUACCUUGCUGCUGCCAGGGCCUCCUGACACCCAGGUCAACUUACUGUAGGUGUUGUGUAUUUAACACUCACUAAUUGUUCAAUCCGGUCUCAGUUUAGUAGGGUAUUCCUCAGAAAGGGCCUCGCUACAUUUCUGAAGUCAUCAACAUUUUCAACACAGUAAAGUUGUACAAACAGCACUACAUAAUGAGAAAUGUAAAAUGAUAUCCUGGAAGUGUAUCACCUGUUUUCAAACAUGUUUUUUGCUGCUGACUAAACUCAUUGUUGUAUGAUAUGUCUGAGUACAAACUGUAAAAGCCUUUAUAUCUCAGUUGUUACACCACUGUAAACCUAUAAUGCUGAAUGCAUACUUUAUUAAAGGUACUUAGGCUGC